Messenger RNA from Nematocida major, 570 nucleotides. RefSeq lists its product as uncharacterized. The record is from RefSeq and is a predicted model, not a curated record. Lineage: Eukaryota; Fungi; Microsporidia. Bases 1 to 570 code for a protein of 189 amino acids. The transcript has a single exon.
AUGAUAGAUACUAUAUGCUCUGAAUUUCCAUAUUAUGUUUUUAUUGCUUCCUUCGUGUAUAGUAUGGUCUUUGAGCGAAGCAAAAGGAUUAAGGCGGUUCCUUCGGGCAGGUCUUUCUUUGCACGGUUUGCGCUGUGCUGUGUGGUGAGCGUUCUUGUAAAGUAUCCGUUCAACGGGGACCGGCCGGGUGUUUCUGGGCCGGCCAUUCCAAGCAGGUGGAAACACUCGAAAACGCUUUCAGACCUAGACGGCAUAGAGAGAGUCGUGAUAGAGCCAAAGUCGCACGCGGGCAUGCUUUUGGAGCAGCCCAAAAGGGACGUGCUUCACAUCCCUGUAAGCUUCUCGCAGCUUAAAAACAGACUCUUGCCCAGCACAGGAACUCCCAGCAGCCACAGUGUUGUUUCAGGGUACUUGACUGCGAGAAUGCUGGAGUCUGGGUGCAAUCCUGUGCUGUCGCUUUGUCCCAUGAUAGUUCCUGUUGCAAGAGUUGUCUAUGGGCACCACUAUGUGUACCAGGUUGUGCUGGGAGUGUUUGUGGGGGUUUUUCUGGUGAAGGGUCUUCAUAUGUAG